Messenger RNA from Anthonomus grandis grandis, 1756 nucleotides. Its product is annotated as arylsulfatase B. The transcript is spliced from 9 exons. The coding region runs from base 39 to 1607 and encodes 522 amino acids. NCBI's taxonomy places the organism in Eukaryota, Metazoa, Arthropoda, Insecta, Coleoptera, Curculionidae. The record is from RefSeq and is a predicted model, not a curated record.
GUAAACCGUAUUAAGUAUUGUGACGACGGUCGGUCAACAUGUCGGCCCACAAACUGUUUUUAAUUAGUUUGUUUUUCUCCGUGGACUUUUUAGUUGAUUCUGUGGACCAAACGAGGAAACCUCAUAUUGUGUUUAUUAUUGCAGAUGAUUUGGGAUAUAAUGAUGUUGGGUUUCAUGGAUCCGCAGAGAUCCCUACUCCAAAUAUAGAUGCCUUAGCUUACUCAGGUUUAAUUUUAAACAAUUAUUACGUUAAUCCAAUAUGCACGCCAUCUAGAAGUGCAUUGAUGACGGGAAAAUAUCCUAUACAUACUGGAAUGCAACAUGGGGUCUUGUAUGGUAUAGAUCCCAGAGGACUUCCUCUUACAGAAAAACUUUUUCCUCAGUAUCUUCAAGAGUUAGGUUACAUAAAUCACAUCGUAGGAAAAUGGCAUUUAGGAUCUUGGAAGCGCGAAUACACACCUCUUUACAGAGGUUUUGCAACCCACUUAGGAUAUUGGACAGGCCAUCAAGACUAUUUUGAUCAUACUGCAGUCGAAAAGGGGGGAUGGGGCCUCGACAUGCGCAGAAAUUUAAGUGUCGCCUACGAUUUGCAUGGACAAUACUCUACUGAUAUUUUUACAGAAGAAUCCGUAAGGUUAAUUAAUAAACAUGACAUAAAUAAGCCCAUGUUUUUGUACUUAGCCCAUGCGGCAACCCAUUCGGGGAAUCCUUAUAAUCCGUUGCCUGCUCCCGAUGAAGAAAUUGCAAAAUUUCGAUAUAUAGAAGAUUACAAUAGGCAGAGAUUUGCAGGUAUGUUAAGCAAACUCGACGCAUCAGUGGGUUCGGUUGUAACGGCAUUAGAAAAACGAAACAUGUUGAACAACAGCAUUAUUAUAUUUAUUACUGAUAACGGGGGAGCAGCCGCUGGAUUUAACUUAAAUGCUGCAUCUAACUAUCCACUAAAAGGAGUAAAAAAUACCCUUUGGGAAGGGGGAGUAAAAGGUGCAGCAUGUGUUUGGAGUCCUAUGUUCGAGAAGCCUUCCAGAAUAUCAACUCAACUUAUGCAAAUUGUAGAUUGGUUGCCUACUCUUUUAGUGGCAGCUGGUGGAAAUACCAGUGACAUUUCCCAUUUGGAUGGAAUCAGUAUUUGGGAGGCACUUUCUAAAGAUGAAACUUCACCAAGAACAGAAAUACUGCAUAAUAUCGACGAUAUUGACAACAAUGCCGCUCUUAUGAUAGAUAACUGGAAGCUGGUCAAAGGUACAACAUAUGAUGGGAAUUGGGACAACUGGUAUGGUCCGUCUGGAAGGGAAUACGAUUAUAACAUCAGUUUAGUUGAAAAUAGUCCAGCUGGCGCGGCAUUUAGACGGCUUAAAAAACUACCCGACGAAAUAAAUAUUAAAAAUUUGAGAAAUAAAGCGACCGUUAGCUGUGAUAACGACGCCAAAGUAGAUUGUUUCCCACUUAAAUCACCAUGUUUGUUUGAUAUAUUGAAUGACCCUUGCGAAUAUAGGAAUCUGGCAGAUGAGUACACAUCCAGAUAUUUUAAAGAAGCUGCAAGAGCGCCUUCAAGUGAUAAAUGCUACCGCAAAACCACCAGGAAAUACUCCAACGGACCCACGAGGUGAUCCGAAAUAUUGGAACUAUGUCUUUACCAAUUUCGGGGACUACGAAACCCCAAUAAUUACUAUGGAGUAGUACAUUAAAAAAUUGAAAUUAAAUUUAAACAUAAUGUAAUAAUAUGAUUGUAGUAAUAUUGUAAAUUUUAUUAAUAGAA